AUGACAACCACAACUACAACCACCACCACCACCACUGCCAGCACACCGGAUACCCCAGGCUUUCACCAGACAUCGGAAUUAUAUCAAGAAAAAGUUGCAGCCUCGCCACCAACCCACGAUGGCCUCGAGUUCUGGCAAUUCAUGAUUGCAGGCUCCAUUGCCGGCUCUGUAGAGCACAUGGCCAUGUUUCCAGUAGACACCCUAAAAACUCGAAUGCAAGCCAUUACUUCUUCCUACAAAAUGCCGGCAUUAACUCUCCGGCAAUCCCUCGGCUCGAUCAUGAAACUCGAAGGCCUCGGGGGCCUUUACCGAGGCAUUGCUGCAAUGGGAUUAGGUGCCGGACCUGCUCAUGCAGUGUACUUCUCAGUAUAUGAAACUUGCAAGAAAUUUCUAUCAGCAGAAAAUCCAAACAAUUCAAUGGCACAUGCAGCUUCUGGUGUUUUUGCUACUGUAGCCAGUGAUGCCGUGUUGACGCCGAUGGAUGUGGUGAAGCAAAGGCUGCAGUUAAAGGGCAGUCCGUAUAAAGGGAUGGCGGAUUGUAUGAAGAGGGUCGCGGUGGAAGAGGGGAUCGGGGCUUUUUACGCGAGUUAUAGGACUACAGUGGUGAUGAAUGCGCCGUUUACUGCAGUUCAUUUCGCCACCUACGAGGCGGCCAAGAGGUGUUUGAUGGAGAUGUCGCCGGAGAGUGGUGGUGAUGGGGAUGAUGACGAGACUUUGCUGGUGCACGCAACUGCCGGUGCUGCUUCCGGAGCAUUGGCUGCUGCAGUAACGACUCCCCUGGACGUCGUUAAAACUCAGUUGCAAUGCCAGGGUGUUUGUGGCGUCGAUCGAUUUUCGAGUAGUUCAAUUAGUAAUGUUAUCCAAACAAUCUUGAAAAAAGAUGGAUAUGGUGGGCUUAUAAGGGGUUGGAUUCCCAGAAUGCUAUUUCAUGCCCCUGCUGCUGCAAUCUGCUGGUCAACAUAUGAAUCAGCCAAAAGCUUUUUCCAACAAAUCAACGGCAGAAAUAGCUCUGUGAACUGA
This is a messenger RNA of Fraxinus pennsylvanica, 1020 nucleotides long. NCBI's taxonomy places the organism in Eukaryota, Viridiplantae, Streptophyta, Magnoliopsida, Lamiales, Oleaceae. The record is from the annotation of a GenBank genome assembly.